AUGCCACCCAAAAGUCAUAACAAACGUAGAAAGCCUGCCCGCGGUGGAGGACAUCGAUUCACAAACCCGAGGCACCUCUCAAAUAAAGAAGACGUAGAGGGUGGGGAUCUAUGGGAGUAUCAAGAGAGAAACGAGGAUAUAAAGAGUUCCGAAAGCGGAAGCGAAAAUGAAAGCGAAAGAGUUGAGCAAAAUAUUAAAGUGUUGAACGCAUCUAAUUCUAUGUCCUCCGGAUCCGAAAUAAAAAGCAAGGAGGAAGAGAAAGAUGCGGUGGAAAUUGAGAUAGAAAAUCCAAAUCGAGGUAAAAAAGAUAACUUAAAAGUGUCAGAAAUUUCAAAUACUCCACGAGAAAUGAGCCGAAGAGAAAGGGAAGCCGCCGAGAAGGAGGCUGCCAAGCAACGAUACUGGAAGCUCCAUCGAGAGGGUAAAACGGAUCAAGCCAAGGCAGAUUUAGCACGACUAGCGGUCAUAAAGAAAGAACGAGAACAAGCAGCCAUACAGAGAAAAGCCGAGGCCGAAGCCAAAGCUGAGGCACAAAAAGCAAAAUUAGAAAGGGAUGGCCGAAAAUCUAGGAAAUAA
Messenger RNA from Acaulospora colombiana, 576 nucleotides. The record is from the annotation of a GenBank genome assembly. NCBI's taxonomy places the organism in Eukaryota, Fungi, Glomeromycota, Glomeromycetes, Diversisporales, Acaulosporaceae.